UCUGUGUUUCAUCUUCUAGGUUAAAAUUCAGAAUGAUUUCAGUUAUGAGUUUUUCAACAGCAGCUGGUCUUAUAUGAAACACACAGAGAGGUAUGAAAAAUCAAACAGUGGGCACAGUUAUUCACAGAAUAAAAUUCUGCAACACAGUCAAAAGAGUAAACAGCUGAUGGUUGUUGAGAACAGUGUGGAAGUUGCUCAGUUUAUUAACAACCGCCCAGAUUUUCUCACACUUGCGGAGGCCUUUUGGAAGGAACUGGCCAACCUUCCAGUCGUCUAUGAGUACAAUGUCUACCGAAGACUUAUUGAACAUUUUGGGACUCAUUUCUUACAGUCUGGAUCUCUAGGAGGACAUUACAAAGUUAUUUUUUAUAUGGAUACCGACAAAAUGAAAGCAGAAGGUAUGAGCAUUACAGACAUGUACGAGUGCACCACAUCAGGCUGGAAUGCAUUCAUUGUGAAGAAGAAGAAAGUAAAGUGCUCCAAACUGGAUGAACUGCUACAGACUUCUUCAGGAAGCAGUGGUAAUAAGAUUAAAGGAGACCCAUACAUAGAAGGAGGAAGCCCAGGUGCUGUUGCUGGCCUUAGUUAUCUAGAGCUGAAUAAUCCUGCUGGGAACAGUCAGAGAUACUCCUUUUGGGCCAGAUCAGUGACAGACUAUCCCAGAGUAAUUAAACAAAAGCUGACACCAUUAUAUGAGCUGGUAAAGGAAGUGCCCUGCUCCUCAGUCAAAAAGCAUUACCUAAAACAAGCCAUUGAAGAAUAUAUGGCUGAAAAUGAUCCCUGCAAAUGUCAGCCUUGCCAGAAUGGUGGUGAGGCGGCCGUGGAAGGAACUCGUUGCGUGUGUUACUGCAAGCCUUACACCUUUGGAUCAGCUUGUGAGCUGGGAACUCUUGUGCAAGAUCAGCCAGGAGUUGUUGAUGGACACUGGAGCUGCUGGUCUUCCUGGAGUCCUUGUUCGGGGGGAAGGAAAUCAAGGAGUAGAACCUGCAACAACCCCUCCCCACGUGGUGGUGGGAAGGCCUGCAUAGGAGAGCAGCGUGAAAGCAGACCAUGUGAGGAUGAAGAGUUGCAGCAUUUUCGAUUGAUUGAACCACACUGUUUUGAUUUAUCCAUAACUCCUACAGAAUUCUGUUCACCUCCUCCUCUCUUGGAAAAUGGAUUUGUUCAAAAUGCUGAAAACUCAUACCCUGUUGGGAAAAACAUUGUUUAUGCUUGCAGACAUGGAUAUUCUCUUGUUGGUGAUCCUGUUGCUAAGUGCAGCAGUAAUUUACAGUGGCAAGUUGGAGACAGAUAUUGCCAGGAAACUGCUUGUCUCCUGCCUGUCCUGGAGGGGGGUUUGCAAGGAGAGCCAUGGAAACCUGUGUAUGAGAUUGGUGAGAGAAUAACUCUGUCUUGUCCACAUGGCAUGCACUUAGAAGGGGCAAGCUCUGUUUUGUGUGAGCCCAGUCUCAAGUGGUCUCCUGACACGAAGACUAUCCAGUGCAAGAGACCAGUGCCCAGUGUGAAACCAGAAGUGACAGAGCCUAAAUGUCAGCCAUGGGAGAAAGUGCAUCAGUCUCAGUGUGUGUGCAAAAUGCCCUAUGAGUGUGGUCCUUCCCUGGACACCUGUGCUACAGAUCAAAGAACCAAAAGAAACACACCCUUAACUGUUUGCAAGAUGCAUGCCUUGGAAUGCAUGGGCAGAAAAUAUUCUCUUACUAAUGCAGAAAACUGCAAAAUACCUCAAGCAGCUGCAAUAUCAUGUGGAUCAUGCCAUUUGUGGGAAAAAUGUGAUGCGCAAUCCAACAGCUGUGUUUGUGACGAAGACAGGCCGUGUGAGGAGGGAGGCAUCCAGAUCUGUGCUGAAGUGAGUGGCUCUGCUGCCCCUCGGACCAUGACCGAGUGCGAGGCCGGCCGGCUCAGAUGCCGGGGGGAGACUGUCACCCUUCUCAGCAUAAGGCCCUGCGACGUACAAAGCAAAUAAGAUACGUUACGGUUCAUUUUGCUUAUUGCCAUGGGGUA
Phaethon lepturus (White-tailed tropicbird) is the source of this 2001-nucleotide messenger RNA. Its product is annotated as complement component C7-like. Gene Ontology annotation, biological process: immune response. NCBI's taxonomy places the organism in Eukaryota, Metazoa, Chordata, Aves, Phaethontiformes, Phaethontidae. Gene Ontology annotation, cellular component: membrane attack complex. The record is from RefSeq and is a predicted model, not a curated record. The transcript has 12 exons. The coding region runs from base 74 to 1963 and encodes 629 amino acids.